UGCACACGAUGAGCGGAGGGGGAGCGGGGCGGAGGAGCGGGGCAGGCACAGCCGGAUUAUGCACAGCGAGCACGGCCGUGACCGCCCCGCGCUCCGAGCGCUCCCGAGACGCUGUAAAGCCCCAAAAUCCGGUUUUUAGCACAGAGCAGGCCGUGGGGAGGGAUGGAUGCAGGCGCAGCUCGCUCGGUGCCCGGCUGCAGGAAUGUCCCGGUCCCCUCGUGAUUGGCUGCGGGAUGCUGGAGUCAGUUUUCACGGGGGCUGAUCAAAAAGUUCCCUUCGGCUCUCCAAAGCCGCUGUCUGAGCUGAGGCAUCGGCUGGAGGAGGCCGGGCGCUGCCGCAUUCCUGGGGAGAACGUCUGGGAUGAGAGGGUUUCUCCCCGCCGGGAACGCCGGGCGAGGACGGGCGGCGCGGAGCCGCGCUCCGGCUUUCCCCCCGCAGGCCGGGCUGGGCGGCCAUCCCUUCGGGCAUGCUCCUCAUCCCUGAGGACACCAUGUCUCAGUACUCCACCAACUUCCUGCUGCUGCCCAUCCCCGAGUACCCCGCGCUGGACUGCGCGCCCAACAAAAUCAUCAAGCUGGUGGUGCUGGGCGGCAGCAGCGUGGGCAAGACAGCCCUGGUCGUGCGUUUUCUCACAAAGAGAUUUAUUGGGGACUAUGAAGCCAACACUGGUGCUUUGUAUUCCAGGAAGUUCACCAUAGAUGGGGAGCAGAUCUCUCUGCAGGUGCAGGAUACUCCCUUUGUCUCAUUGGAGGAUGACACGGACAGCAUCUGCUGCCAGGAGCAGAUAAACCGCUCGAUCUACUGGGCCGACGGCUUCGUCUUCGUUUAUUCCAUCACGGACUACGAGAGCUUCCGCGUGCUGCGGCCGCUGCACCAGCACAUCCGCAGGAUCCACCCCAACGCCAACAUCCCCCUGCUGCUCAUGGCCAACAAGGGCGACCUGCUGCGGGCCAGGCAGGUGUCCUCCAAGGAGGGGCUGCAGCUGGCCACCGAGCUGGGCGGCACCUACUGCGAGGUGUCGGCGCGGGAGAACUGCGAGGGCGUGCACGAGGCUUUCCAGCAGCUGUGCCAGGAGCUCAGCAGGAGCAGCAGCAGCUGCAACGGGGAGAAGAGGAGAGGUCUCCACCUGGUGCGGCCCAAGUCGCCCAACAUGCAGGACUUGAAGAGGCGUUUGAAGCAGGCUCUGACUUCCAAAGGCAAAUCUGCCACCACGCUUUGAUGCGGCCGCCCAGGAGUUUUGUUCCAGAGCCCUGGAUAAAAAGGCAACUGUGAGUUCAUGGGCCCCAAGUUGGGCAACUCCCUGGGGGCUCCCCUGGCAGGGGAGAUCCUCCUGGAGCAGUUCUGUGUCAGGAAUGAGAGACGCAUUGGACUUUUUUGGUCUCCAGGUUCUUGUUUUAUUGGUAUCUUAUCAUGACUUCAGCACACUGUCUGCACCCAGACCUUGCAUGCGUGAAAACAGCACAAAAAUGGCCAACAACCUCGUGCUGCAAGGUCUUUUGAAGCCUAAUCAAACACUAAACUACCCAAUUAAGAAGUGACAUCUAAAUUAUUUUCCUUUCUAACCCCAUAACUGACCCCUAAAGACCCGCAAUGCAGAUUUUUCUACCCAAUUACAAGAUACCACCUAAACCCAAGAAGAAAGAGGAAGAAGACGAGAGAAGAAAGGAACUCAAGACAACACCCUCUAUCCUCCAUCUUGAACCCAUCUAUAACAUACUAAAAAUCCUAAAACCUAAAUUUCUCACCCAUGUGAUGUACUACACUACUCUCUACAAUCUCUGCAAUCUAUUUCACACUUUUGUGGUUUCUAGUUUACCUUGAGGUUUUGGAAAUUUUCUUCAUGAAUGAGGGUCGAAGUCAGUGUUUUCCUGGGAGUUAGAGCACCCCAGGGCAGACAGGGGGAUAUUCCCCUUGCCCUGGGCUCCCACAGGCAACAAGCUGGGAAAAAGGGGCAUCAGUUCAGCCAUUGGCUUGUGUGAGAGAAUCUCAGGUCCUGUGAGAGACUCUCAGGUCCUGUGAGUGACUCUUUCAUUUGGUCUUCACAACUUUAUCAAAAAACCCCUUCUCGUUCAGCAAAGGAACUCACAGAAUUUGCUCUCUGGGGCAGGGAUUUCAAAACUGUGGUUUAAAAAAAGAGGUUGUCUCAAAUUCAUUCUAUCUUUUUGGUUUUGUUUAGAAAGGGGUGCAGUCAAAUGUCUUGGUGUUAAAAAAUGUGUUUUGUUAAUGAAAAUUAUGAAAACCUGCUUUUAAGAGAUGAGACUUGCCUUGGGAAUGAUUGUGUUCCCAAACACAGGCAGUGAACUGCAGCAGGACAUGAGGAGAGUGAUGGGAGCUGUACCGAGCAAGGAAAAUGGACCAGACCUGCUUCACUGCAAGACUGGAAAAUAAAUGAACAAAUUCAUUUAAAUGAAGAGCAUAAAUAGUGAAAAGUAUUAAUUGAAAGAAUGAGUUCUGAGCAAUGGGGAGGAAUUUGUACAUAUGCACACUUAAGCCUUGUGGUGUCCCUUUAAAGGGAGAUUUUUUUUAAAAAUCACUAUUUUUUCAGAUUAUUUUUGUUUAAAAGCACAGUGACUGCUUCUGAAAGUAACUAUUUGGGCAAAAUACAAACUUGUGGCAGCAUUUUGUUGUCAGUUUUUCCAUGGCAUUUCUCAUUUUUCUGAAGGUUUCUUACAUGGCAAAAGGGAAAAAUAGAUCAGAGUGAUUUAAAACCUGCCAAAAAAUGAACUUCACUGAUCAAGAGCAAGGAUGUCACCUAAAACUCUUUUUUUUUUUUUUUUCCCCAAACCAGUUAGACUUCAAGUUCAAAAUGCUUUUAAAGAAACAAAACCUUCACAUGAAACACAUUUACAUUAUUAGUUUGUCCAGGUUUUUUUUUUUAAGAAGAAAAGGUUUUAUGAUGCCUGAAAUUCUUGGCUUUGGGAAUUCAUUAUUUUGUUAUUUGAGUGUUUGUUGUUAAACCCGGGCUUCCCUGAACAGCUCCCAGAGCAUCCCAGCCUGUCAGGACAUUUCCCAGUGGCAGCGUCUGGUUGUGCCUCAGCACAUCUGAGGCUUUGGGGCUGCAUCCCAUAAACUGAUUUAUGGAACCAAUAACAACACCACAGAGCUCCCAGCACUCUGUUCUCUGUGAGAGUGGGGAGGAACGGGCUUGGACCUUGUAAAAUUCAUGAUGAACCAACCUCUUCUUCAAACAGAGCAGAUGAGCAAUGCAAGCACCAUGAAAUGAAGGCAAGCUCAGUGAUUUAUACUCAGGGACACUGGAGGGAAACCCAAGUUUGAUGGAUAUGGAAAAACACUCCCAGCUGCAGUUUCAUCUGGCAAGACUGAGCUAAAUCAGCCUUUUCCUCAUUAGGAGCAGCAAAAAUGGAAAUGGAGUCUGAUGAGUAUUUGUAUAGCUCAGGGCUUUAAAAUGUACUUUGUAUUUUUCAUUUCCCUAUAUUAGACAGCUCUAGCCAUGAUUUUAUCACCUGGAUUUGCCUUAUCUACAGCUCACUUUCUGUUUUAUUUAUUGUUUUCCACAGCUGCUCAUCUGAGAAUGUCUUAUGUUCUGAUUCAUUUAAGAGUCUUUCAUUCCCACAAAUGCUCUGCACCUGGUUUUAAAUUCAGUUUCAAGUGCUAUUAGGAGGGGAAAAGUUGGAUCAUCCAAAAAGGGACUCAAAUUAUAUCAGGGAAUUUUUACUUUGGCUUAUGCUUAAUUAACAAUUUGGUGUUUGAGCAGUGUCAUUAAUCAUCCCAGGCAUUUUGGCAUUUAUGGCAUGGAGUUUCAGUGUUUUAAAUUAAUAAUAACACAACUCAAAUAUUGUGAAAAUAAUAUGAAAAUUCAAUGUGAAAAUUCAAUAACUCAAAUAUUGAAUCUAGAGAUUCAAUGGCUCAAAUAUUGAGUCUAAAGAUACAAUAACAAGGAGUAGAGCAGUUUGCAAGACACACAGAAAGUAUUUUUGUGUUGGAAAAAUGAUCACCAAUUUUGAAUAGCAAUUAACAAUUUUGCCACUCAGUACUGUAUAAAAAGGGCUAAAUUUGCUGAAGACAUUUUGCUGAUAUUGAUUUGUUGGCAUCUUCCUUCAGCUCAAAUCCUUUCUAAUUUGGGAAGAAAUGUCACCAAAAUUCAAACCUGUCAAUGUUUUAGUUUCAUUAGUGAUUAAUAAAAAUGUGCAAGGUCUUCCCUAAGUAGUCAAUAAAAUGGAUUCUUUAUGUGUCA
Taeniopygia guttata (zebra finch) is the source of this 4195-nucleotide messenger RNA. Its product is annotated as ras-like protein family member 11A-like. Lineage: Eukaryota; Metazoa; Chordata; Aves; Passeriformes; Estrildidae. The record is from RefSeq and is a predicted model, not a curated record. Gene Ontology annotation, molecular function: GTP binding; GTPase activity.